AUCUAGACUCAACUCACCCAUAAUUUUCUCCAUCUCCGUUUCUUUUUUGUCAUCACAUUUGCAAUGGGAAAACUCACAGGAUUUCUAAUUUUUUCAAGCCUCUUCACAGGCUUAGUGGUUGCAGCAGACUGGAACAUUUUGAAAAACCAGAAAAACAAGAACAAUGGGGUAGGAGAUGGCUUGAAGAAGUACUGUGAGAGUUGGAGGAUCAAUGUGGAAGUGAACAACAUUAGAGGUUUUGAUGUGGUGCCCCAAGAAUGUGUCCAGUACAUUCAGAAAUACAUGACAUCCUCUCAGUACAAGGCUGAUUCAGAGAAGGCCUUGGAGGAGGUCACUUUCUACUUGAGCAGCUGCUGCACAUUGGAAGGUGAUGGCAAAGAUGCAUGGAUUUUUGAUGUUGAUGAUACACUUCUCUCCACCAUUCCUUACUUCAAGACACAUGGUUUUGGGGGAGAGAAGAUCAAUGCAACUUCUUUGGAGGCAUGGAUGAGAGAGAGUAAGGCACCAGCUCUUGAGCACACACUGAAGCUCUUCCAUGAGAUAAAAAACAGAGGACUAAAAAUAUUUUUGAUCUCCUCAAGAAGGGAAAACCUUAGAUCCUCAAGUGUGGACAAUCUCAUUAAGGUUGGAUACCAUGGAUGGACUGGUCUUAUAUUAAGGAGUCGUUUUGAAUACAGGGGUCUUGAAGAUGAGUUCAUGGAAGUGCAAAAAUACAAGUCUAAGGCAAGGCACAGAUUGGUUGAUGAAGGCUACCUCAUCUGGGGCAUCAUUGGAGAUCAAUGGAGCAGCUUUGAGGGCCUUCCAAUUGCCAAAAGGACAUUCAAAUUACCCAAUUCCAUGUACUACAAUUAGCAUGAAAUUUCAGUCCAUAAAUUAUAAAUUAUAAAGCACAAUAUUGCUGUUCCUCUGUGCUUCUUUGUGCACUUAUUUGACUAGCCAAAACAAAAGCACUUUUGUCCUUUCUCAGUACAAUGUUAGUGGUAGUGGGUAUGAACUAUAUGCUCUGCUGCGUUGUAUUGCAAAGUUGUGGGUUUUAAGUGCUUCUGCAUUUGAAGUUCCUGCAUGUUCAAAGGAAAGUACCUCAAAAGUCAAGGAGACAACUUGAUGUUUUUUCCCCCUUUUAAAUCCAUUGAAU
Molecule: messenger RNA, 1135 nt
Organism: Prunus mume (Japanese apricot)
Lineage: Eukaryota; Viridiplantae; Streptophyta; Magnoliopsida; Rosales; Rosaceae
Source: RefSeq, a predicted model, not a curated record